Molecule: messenger RNA, 1141 nt
Organism: Medioppia subpectinata
Lineage: Eukaryota; Metazoa; Arthropoda; Arachnida; Sarcoptiformes; Oppiidae
Source: the annotation of a GenBank genome assembly
AUGCAUUCAAUUGGCGCACAAAAGAUAGCAAUGCCUUCACUCGUGUCUAAAGAACUUUGGGAUAAAUCAGGUCGUUGGAGUGAUUCGGCCGAAGAGCUCUUCAGAUUGAAAGACAGACAAAAGACUGACUUUUGUUUAGCGCCCACUCACGAAGAAGUUGUCACUAAUUUAAUAGCAACGGCCAAACACUUGACUGAAAUUCAUUUACCGAUAUAUUUAUAUCAAAUCACAUCUAAAUUUAGGGAUGAAAUGAAAGCCAAACACGGAUUGUUGAGAGGAAGAGAGUUCGUUAUGAAAGAUUUAUAUACAUUUGAUGCAAACGAAAGUCAAGCGAUUAAAACAUACGAAAAAGUUUGCAAUUCAUACGAAAAUAUUUUCAAACGAUUAGAUUUACCGGUUAUUAAAGCUCGUGCAUCUGUUGGAAGUAUUGGUGGAAAAUAUUCCGAUGAGUUUGUAUUGCCGUCUGAUUUAGGCGAAGAUGAGAUCUAUAAAUGCAAUGCAUGUCAGACAGCGUUCAAUACAGAGCUGGUCCUCAAUGGAUCAGAUGCGGAGUGCAUCUCAUGUAAAAGCAAUGAUUUAACAAAAAUGAAUGCCAUAGAAGUCGGACACGCAUUCCUCCUCGGGAACAGAUAUUCGGCCAAAUUUGACGCUAAAUACUCGUCAAAUGACACGAACGCCAAAAACAUUUAUGAGAUGGGAUGCUAUGGUUUAGGUGUGAGCCGUAUAUUAGCCGCUGCUGUGGAAGUGUUGUCACAAAACCACACUAUAUGUUGGCCCAAAGCGUUGGCACCUUUCAAACUAUGUGUUGUUUUGCCUAAACGUGGCAGCAAAGAAGACACUGGAAAUGGGACUGUAUUUGGACAGCAAUUCGCUAAUUGUUUGUCAAAUGUGUUAAACGAAGAUAUUCUCAUUGAUGACAGAACUACUCAGACAAUCGGUAGACGUCUGACAGGUCUGCAAACGUUAGGCAUUCCCUAUACUAUAAUCGCCGGCAAACAAAUCACUGAUGAAAUUCCCAAAUUUGAAAUCAUUGAUAACCAAAGCAAACAAAACUAUUUUAUGACUCAAUUAGAAUGCAUUCAAUUCUUAGAGAAUUUAUUAUAACUUAUGAUACUUUGUAUUUAUAAUAAUUAAGUUUACC